CUCCUGGGCUCAAGGGAUCCAUCCUCCUCAGCCCCCAAAGUGCUAGGAUUACAGGCGUGAGCCACGACACCUGGCCUGGCUUAGGUUGUUGACAGUUGGAAACACAUCUUUCUGUGCAGGUAUCUGGCUAAAGAGUCUCAAGGGUCUGCCAGUCCCAACUUGAAGACCCCCUAGACUGGGGAAUCUUCUGUCAUGGCUGUAAUACACUGUUACUAAUGUUACAUUGAGAGAAAAGUCAGUGGCAUAAUAAUGCUUAAAACAUGCCAUUUCUUCAGUGUUUCUCUAUGAACACUACACAUGCAUUAUUUUAUUUAAUCCUUGCUACAAUUCUAUGGAGUUAGAAUAAAUCUCUCAUUCCUAGACAAGGAAGCAAACUCAGGUUAAGUGACUGACUCAGGGUCACACAUCUAUGUGGUCGGGCUGGAAGAUUGUGAGAUUCAGAGGGUAAUUUUGGAGAACCCCAGGGCUCAGACUCAGAUUUUCAUCCUGGCCUUCCUGCCUGCUGUGAGCAGAGUUGAUCAGUAGGGAUGAGUUGAUUAUCAUCUCCUUCCUUUAACUCUCAGCCACUCAGGGUUGAUCAACUGUCCUCAGAUAAUGGGACAAACCCCUGCCCUCCCACCCCCACGAGCACCUACAUAGGUCCAAACAGGCUUGAACUUCCUCAGUGUGAAAUGGAGCCACAGCCCAAUACAUUUCCCUUUUCUGGUCAGGUUCCUCAUCUAGCGAGGAGGGCAACUGUAAUUUUUGCCUUUUCCGGUAAUAGUAGCUCAGUUUUCCUCUGGAGGACCAUCUCUCCCCUGUCAGUCCAUUAUGUUUUGAGUGAAACAAAUUCCACCCCUAGUGCCAUCAUGGGUGUAUUAAUAUUAGUUCACUUAAUGGAACAGCCCAGGGGAAGUGGUUGCUCAAUGGCAUUACUGGAUCCAAGUUCUGAUUAUCUGAGAAUACAUUUAUCUCCAUUUUACAGAAGGCAACUGAGGUUCAUGGAGAUAGUGAUUUGGCCAACGUCACAGGCCCAGUAAAAGGGACUGAAAAUCCAGGUCCGCCUGACGCUAAAGCAGGGAACUCUGCCUAGUGUCUCGCUGUGGAGUGUUAGGGAUCCUGGGGUACCCUUCAAGGUCUUGGCUCUGAAGGAAAAGCAUUCCUCUCCGAGGAGACGGCCUAUAUUACCAAGGGGGUGGGGCCAGAUGCCUGAGGGGGUGUGGCCAGAGCCUGGGGCGUGUCAGAGCCGAAGGGGCAGGGCGGCAGCAGCUGGCUUCUAGGUAACUUCAGCGCCUGCGCAGAGGCUCCCCAGCGUCGCCGUAGGCUGGGACUCUAGUGGGUCUUCGGCUCAGUAGUGGCUGCAGCGCCCGAGGAGGUCGCUUCGGCCGGGUUCCACGCCCGGCUCGACCAUGAGCCGGUGCGCCCAGGCGGCGGCAGUGGCGGCCACAGUGCCAGCUGCCGGCGUCGGGAACGUAGGGUUGCGGCCACCCAUGGUGCCCCGUCAGGCGUCCUUCUUCCCGCCGCCGGUGCCUAACCCCUUCGUGCAGCAGACGCAGAUCGGCUCCGCGAGGCGGGUCCAGAUUUUUCUUCUUGGGAUUAUCCUGCUUCCAAUUCGUGUCUUAUUGGUUGCUUUAAUUUUAUUACUUGCAUGGCCAUUUGCUGCAAUUUCAACAGUAUGCUGUCCUGAAAAGCUGACCCACCCAGUAACUGGUUGGAGGAGGAAAAUUACUCAAACAGCUUUGAAAUUUCUGGGUCGUGCUAUGUUCUUUUCAAUGGGAUUUAUAGUUUCUGUAAAAGGAAGGAUUGCAAGUCCUUUGGAAGCACCGGUUUUUGUUGCUGCCCCUCAUUCAACAUUCUUUGAUGGAAUUGCCUGUGUUGUAGCUGGGUUACCUUCUAUGGUAUCUCGAAAUGAGAAUGCACAAGUCCCUCUGAUUGGCAGAAUGUUACGGGCUGUGCAACCAAUUUUGGUGUCCCGUGUAGAUCCGGAUUCCCGAAAAAACACAAUAAAUGAAAUAAUAAAGCGAACAACAUCAGGAGGAGAAUGGCCCCAGAUACUAGUUUUCCCAGAAGGUACUUGUACUAAUCGUUCCUGUUUGAUUACUUUUAAACCAGGAGCCUUCAUUCCAGGAGUUCCAGUGCAGCCAGUCCUCCUCAGAUACCCAAACAAGCUGGAUACUGUGACCUGGACAUGGCAAGGAUAUACAUUCAUUCAGCUUUGCAUGCUUACUUUCUGCCAGCUCUUCACAAAGGUAGAAGUUGAGUUUAUGCCAGUUCAAGUACCAAAUGAUGAAGAAAAAAAUGAUCCUGUCCUUUUUGCUAAUAAAGUCCGGAAUGUAAUGGCAGAAGCUCUGGGAAUACCCGUAACAGAUCAUACCUACGAAGAUUGCAGAUUGAUGAUUUCAGCAGGACAGCUAACAUUGCCUAUGGAAGCUGGGCUGGUGGAAUUUACUAAAAUUAGCCGGAAAUUGAAGUUAGAUUGGGAUGGUGUUCGUAAGCAAUUGGAUGAAUAUGCAUCUAUCGCGAGUUCCUCAAAAGGAGGAAGAAUUGGAAUUGACGAAUUCGCCAAGUAUUUAAAGUUGCCUGUUUCAGAUGUCUUGAGACAACUUUUUGCACUCUUUGACAGGAACCAUGACGGCAGCAUCGACUUCCGAGAGUAUGUGAUUGGCCUGGCUGUCUUGUGCAACCCUGCCAAUACAGAGGAGAUCAUCCAGGUGGCAUUUAAGCUCUUUGAUGUUGAUGAGGAUGGCUACAUAACAGAGGAAGAGUUCUCUACCAUUCUACAGGCUUCCCUUGGAGUGCCUGACCUUGAUGUUUCUGGUCUCUUCAAGGAAAUAGCCCAAGGGGACUCAAUUUCCUAUGAGGAAUUUAAAAGUUUUGCCUUAAGGCAUCCAGAAUAUGCUAAGAUAUUUACAACAUACCUAGACCUCCAGACGUGUCAUGUGUUUUCAUUACCAAAAGAAGUCCAGACAACCCCCUCCAUUGCCAGUAAUAAAGUCAGCCCUGAAAAGCAUGAAGAGAGUGCCUCAGACAAAAAAGAUGACUGAAAGCAGUAUUUCUAAUAAGGAAAACACAGUAGCUUUUGCUUGAAAUUGUAAAGGCACUUAUUGAUAAUACUUUUAAUGUGUUGGUAAUGAUGUUUAAAAUUGAAAGAUUUUUUUUUAAUAAAAAUGAUAGAUUUUCUUACUAAAAAUGUUUUUAUUAACCUUGCUUUUAUUGGAAAAAAUCAAGCAAUAUUUCUUUUUCUUUUAUGUUAUAUCGUACUUUACUGAUUUGUUUACUGGUGAUACAUAUGUUUUUAUGGAUUUUCCGGUUUAAUUUGCACAUACAAAUGAGUGCAAUGGUCUUACUAUUGGUGAGGAUUGAGCAACCUUAUAUAAAGUUUUAAAAAUAUAAACACUUUUUAAUCUACUUUCCUCUAAAAAUCAAUAAUAUUCUAUUAUUUCUAAUCCUUUUCCAUUUGGGAAAUAAGAAUGAAGAAUCUGAGAAUUUUACAUCUAUAACUUUAAAGAUUCAUUUUCCAUUUAAAUUUCAGUGUCUUGGAUCACUGAAUAUGGGAAGGGAGAGCUUCAUUAAUUAGAUGCAACUUCUUAAGAACUUAUAUUCUCUUUAACAUACAUCUCUAUUGUAGUUUUUUUCUCUUUUGUUUUUUGAGGUGGAGUCUUACUCUGUCACUUAGGCUGGAGUGCAGUGGUGCGAUCUUGGCUCACUGCAACCUCCACCUCCCAGGUUCAAGUGAUUCUCAUGCCUCAGACUCCUGAGUAGCUGGGAUUACAGGUGCACACCAACACACCCACUAAUUUUUGUAUUUUUAGUAGAGAUGUGGUUUUGCCAUGUUGGUCAGGCUGGUUUCGAACUCCUGACCUCAGGUGAUCCACCCAUCUCAGCCUCCCAAAGUGCUGGGAUCACAGGCGUGAGCCACCAUGUCAGGCCUGUUAUAGAUUUUCUUAACUACUUGCUAAGGAAAUCAUAUCCUUUUACAUGAACUACACGUUUAGAACUUGGUUUUAAGACAACUGCUAUGGCCAGAGGGUAAAUGGGAAUUGCCUUAUUGAAGGUAACGUUGAUUGGCUAAUGAGAAAAUGAAUUGUUUGCCACAGAGUUGAAUUUAAUUUGAGUUAGAUAGUUCAGAAUGUAGCACUUGCCCUAUAAAUGAAUCAGAUUUGUUCUAUUUAUAUAAUAUUAGAAUUAAUAUAUUAUCAUCCAAGUGGGAAUUUUAUUUUGUUAAGUAGACUCUCAAAUUUUAGAGGUUGUGUGAAGUAUCUCCACAGAAAACACAAAAGGUUUCAAAGUAUCACCCAAAGCUAGGGAAUCAAAAAACCUACUUUAUUAAUGCAAAACCACAAUUUAAGACCCAGGCAGGAAUCCAACAGCAACAUUUUUCCUUUAGGUUAAGCAAUAAUUUUUCUGAAUUGCCAUUUUUAAUGGGUCUCAUACAUGCAUAUUGCUAAUAUCAUUCACGUUUGAGAUUUUCAACAAAGAACCAAUUUAUUAAUAUAAUGUACAAAAAUAGUUGGCUUAUUUUCUGAAUUCAGUCUUUGAAAUAAAACUCCUUGUUUUGGCUGUGUUUCUGAAUAUAUUGGUGAUUCACCCCCAAGCUAAUUUUUUAAAGUCAUUUUUGAAGUUGGGAAGUCUCAUGAGAGAUGUUGAAGUAUGUGUUUAAUCAAGAGUCAUGAUUUCAAACUAGUUUUACAUAUUAAGCAGUUAGUGUUCUAAUUUAAUGGGUAAAUGUGUGUUUGGAUAAUUAAAUACCUGAAAAUUUUAUCCUUAGGUAUAUGUAAUUAUUUGCCUCUUAUAUGUCUUAAAGCUGUUUAAACAAGGUGUUCAAUGAGCCAAAACAAUUGUUUAAGUAAUUAGAACAGUACAUCUUUAUCAUAGUGUCUGUCAUAUGCAAUGAAUGUAUGUAAUACUAAAAAAUCAUAACUUUUAUCAAAGAAAAACCACACAUUAAUCCUAUUAAUCAUGAAAGCAUAGCACUGUAAAUUAAAGGUUUUCUAUGAGGCUCUUGAAAGUGAUCCCAUUGCUUUCCUGUUUUAGAAUAAUAUUUUAUGCUCUUUAUUUCCAUUUCUGUGAAUGUGAUAUUUCUAUUUUGUGAUUAUGUUACUGAAUAAACAAACUUGCUACAUAAAAUUCUUAGCAAUUAAAAAAAUUCUGGUUCUGCUAUUUUGUCUUGAAUGUAAUAUACCUUUUUAGUAUCAUGUUUACAUAUUUAUGAAUAUGAUUAAUCAUUUUUGUUUGCAUUAAGCUUUAUGAAAUGUCA
This is a messenger RNA of Chlorocebus sabaeus (green monkey), 5236 nucleotides long. It is a transcript of the gene LPCAT2, whose product is annotated as lysophosphatidylcholine acyltransferase 2. Gene Ontology annotation, cellular component: endoplasmic reticulum. Gene Ontology annotation, molecular function: calcium ion binding; lysophosphatidic acid acyltransferase activity; 1-acylglycerophosphocholine O-acyltransferase activity. The record is from RefSeq and is a predicted model, not a curated record. NCBI's taxonomy places the organism in Eukaryota, Metazoa, Chordata, Mammalia, Primates, Cercopithecidae.